Molecule: messenger RNA, 489 nt
Organism: Acanthosepion pharaonis
Lineage: Eukaryota; Metazoa; Mollusca; Cephalopoda; Sepiida; Sepiidae
Source: the annotation of a GenBank genome assembly
AUGCAGGACACUAUCUAUUCAUACAUCCUACGAACAAUCUGCUGGUUUCCGAAAUAUUCACACUGGAUGAAUAUUUUCCAAAAAGAUCUAUCUAUCUAUCUAUCUAUCUAUCUAUCUAUCUAUCUCGAUCUGUUCAAAUCUUUUUCUUCUGAUAUGCUUCAUUUUACUGAUCUUGUUUUUCUAUACAACACUUUCUGUCUUUUUCUUCAUCGUGUCUACUUUCAUUUCAUUGAAUUCUUUUUCUUCUUUUUCUCUUUCCUCGGCUUUUCUUUCCUUGUCGUCUCUCCUUGCCGUCUUUCUUUCUUUCUUUCUUUCUUUCUUUCUUUCUUUCUUUCUUUCUCGUCUGAUUUAUUGCUUGUUUCUUUAUUCUUCCUCCAUCUAGUUUUCUUCUCUUUUCUAUCUUUUGCUUAUAUUUUUUCAUUAAUUCCUCACUUUCUUUCUUUCUUUUUUUUUUCUUUUUUUCUUUCUUUCUUUCUUCAUUGCGUCUAA